CUUUGCUUUAUAAUAACAAUAAUAAUACACAUAAAAUUGGAUUUAAUUAAAUAGAUGUGGACCUUUUUUUUCUAAUAAUAAUAUAAAAGAAAAAAUAAAUAAAUAAAGAAAAAGAGAGAGUGAAGAAAAGUGGGUUUAACAAUAAUUUGCUGCAAAGUUAGAAGAGGCUUCAGCUUUAUUAACUUCUUCUUUGCUUUCAUUCUCUUUCUCUCUAUCUAUCAUCAUCAUCCUCGUAAUCCUCAUCAUCUCUCCCCUUUCUCCUUCAUAUCCCUAGUUGCAGUUAAACAAAACAAAAGGCUGCUUCUCUUUCUUAUUUCUCAUCAAUGGUUUUAUGAGAUUAUCAAAAACAUUGAGCUAGAGAGAAAGAGAGAGAGAGUGUGUGUGUGUUGAAAAAGAUUGAAAAUCAUCAAGAUUGAUGGAGCAAGGAGGUGGAGGUGGUGGUGGUAAUGAAGUGGUGGAGGAAGCUUCACCUAUUAGUUCAAGACCUCCUGCUAACAACUUAGAAGAGCUUAUGAGAUUCUCAGCCGCCGCGGAUGACGGUGGAGGUGGAGGUGGAGGAGGAGGAGGAAGUGCGUCUUCUUCAUCGGGAAAUCGAUGGCCGAGAGAAGAAACACUAGCUCUUCUUCGGAUCCGAUCCGAUAUGGAUUCGACUUUUCGUGAUGCUACUCUCAAAGCUCCUCUUUGGGAACAUGUUUCCAGGAAGCUAUUGGAGUUAGGUUACAAACGAAGUUCAAAGAAAUGCAAAGAGAAAUUCGAAAACGUUCAGAAAUAUUACAAACGCACUAAAGAAACUCGUGGUGGUCGUCAUGAUGGUAAAGCUUACAAGUUCUUCUCUCAGCUUGAAGCUCUCAACACUACUCCUCCUUCAUCUUCCCUCGACGUCACUCCUCUCUCCGUCGCUAAUCCCAUUCUCAUGCCUACUUCUUCUUCUUCUCCAUUUCCCGUCUUCUCUCAACCGCAACCGCAACCGCAACCGCUUCAAACGCAUAAUGUCUCUUUUACUCCUACUCCACCACCUCCUCCACUUCCUUCAAUGGUUCCGACCUUUCCUGGUGUUACCUUCUCGUCUCAUAGCUCAUCGACGGCUUCAGGAAUGGGUUCUGAUGAUGACGACGACGAGAUGGACGUGGAUCAAGCUAACAUUGCGGGUUCCAGUAGCCGAAAACGCAAACGUGGAAACCGCGGUGGAGGUGGUAAAAUGAUGAAAUUAUUUGAAGGUUUGGUUAGACAAGUAAUGCAAAAGCAAGCGGCGAUGCAAAGGAGUUUCUUGGAGGCGCUUGAGAAGAGAGAGCAAGAACGUCUUGAUCGAGAAGAAGCUUGGAAACGUCAAGAAAUGGCUCGGUUAGCUCGAGAACACGAGGUCAUGUCUCAAGAACGAGCCGCCUCUGCUUCUCGUGACGCCGCAAUCAUUUCAUUGAUUCAAAAAAUUACUGGCCACACCAUUCAGUUACCUCCUUCUUUAUCAUCACAACCGCCUCAACCGCCUCCUCCACCGUAUCAACCGCCACCCGCGGUUGCUAAACGUGUGGCGGAACCACCAUUAUCAACAGCUCAAUCUCAAUUACAACAACCAAUAAUGGCGAUUCCACAACAACAAAUUCUUCCUCCUCCUCCUCCUCCUCCUCCUCAUCUUCCUCAUCAACCAGAACAGAAACAACAACAACAACAACAACCGCAACAACAAGAGAUGGUCAUGAGCUCGGAACAAUCAUCAUUACCAUCAUCAUCAAGAUGGCCAAAGGCGGAGAUUCUAGCGCUUAUAAACCUUAGAAGCGGAAUGGAACCAAGAUACCAAGAUAAUGUCCCUAAAGGACUUCUAUGGGAAGAGAUCUCAACGUCAAUGAAGAGAAUGGGAUACAACAGAAACGCUAAGAGAUGUAAAGAGAAAUGGGAAAACAUAAACAAGUACUACAAGAAAGUUAAAGAAAGCAACAAGAAACGUCCUCAAGAUGCUAAGACUUGUCCUUACUUUCACCGUCUUGAUCUUCUUUACCGCAACAAAGUACUUGGUAGUGGUGGCGGUUCUAGCACUUCUGGUCUACCUCAAGACCAAAAGCAGAGUCCAGUCCCUGCGAUGAAACUGCCACAAGAAGGACUUGUUAAUGUUCAACAACCUCAUGGGUCAGCUUCAAGUGAGGAAGAGGAGCCUAUAGAGGAAAGUCCACAAGGAACCGAAAAGCCAGAAGACCUUGUGAUGAGAGAGCUGAUGCAACAACAACAAGAAUCAAUGAUCGGUGAGUAUGAAAAGAUUGAAGAGUCUCACAAUUAUAAUAACAUGGAGGAAGAGGAAGAGGAGAUGGAUGAAGAAGAACUAGACGAGGAUGAGAAAUCCGCGGCUUUCGAGAUUGCGUUUCAAAGCCCUGCAAACAGAGGAGGCAAUGGCCACACGGAACCACCUUUCUUGACAAUGGUUCAGUAAAAAAUCAUUGAUUCAAGAAAAUGUACUUAUGUGUGCAUAGUUUCUAAACAAACACCCAAAAACACAAAACACAAACACACACACACACAUCUGACACCACAAACUGAAAAAUCAAGAUCAUCAUCGAUCUUCGAUUUUUCAGUGAAUACAAUUCUUUUUCACAUUCUUUCCCUUUUGUUCUUUUAUUUCUCACUGUCUCUUGUUUGUUUCUUCUUCUGUUCAUUGUUUUCUUCUUCAACACCACCCACAUGAACAAAAACUCUAGCUAAAGGUCUUUUAGAUUAUUUGGAGUUGUAAUUCAUCAGCAAGUCUCACACUUUUUUCUUUUUUUCCUUAAAAACAUUUGUUGAUUGGUUAAUUGGGGAAUAAAUAGUCUUUUUUUUUUUU
Molecule: messenger RNA, 2806 nt
Organism: Arabidopsis lyrata subsp. lyrata
Lineage: Eukaryota; Viridiplantae; Streptophyta; Magnoliopsida; Brassicales; Brassicaceae
Product: trihelix transcription factor GTL1
Exons: 3
Coding region: 416-2419 (667 amino acids)
Source: RefSeq, a predicted model, not a curated record